AUGUUGUCUCUAAUUUUACUUGUUUUGUGUCUAAGUAGUUUUCCAUUACUUCUGUUCUUUCUGAAACAUAGAAGAGCCAUUAAUGCACCUUAUCCACCUGGUCCUAGAGGGUUGCCAAUAAUAGGGAACCUUCAUCAGCUAGACAAUUCUAUUCUUCAUCUUCAAUUUUCAAAACUUUCAAAAAUAUAUGGACCAAUUUUUUCACUUCAACUUGGUUUAAGAGCAGCCAUUGUUGUUUCUUCAGCUAAAAUUGCCAAAGAAAUAUUUAAAGACAAUGAUUAUGUAUUUUCUAAUAGGCCUAUAUUAUAUGGCCAACAUAAAUUGACUUAUAAUGGGUCAGAAAUCAUAUUUUCUCAAUACGGUGAAUUUUGGAAAGAUAUGAAAAAGACUUGCAUUGUUCAUAUUUUGAGCGCCAAGCGUGUGUCAUCUUAUUCAUCUAUAAGAAAGUUAGAGGUGAAACAAAUGCUCAAAAAGAUUUCUAAUCAUGCUAAAUCUUCAGUUGUUACAAAUUUGAGUGAGAUGGUAACUUCUCUCUCAAGUACAAUAAUUUGUAGGAUUGCUUUUGGGAGGAGGUAUGAGGAUGAAGGAAUAGAGAGGAGUAAAUUUCAAGGGAUGUUGCAUGAGUUAGAGGCUAUGGUGACAGCUUUCUUUGUUUCUGAUUAUAUUCCAUUCAUGGGCUGGAUUGAUAAACUAUCUGGACUUCGUGCACGUCUCGAACGAAAUUUCAAGGAGAUGGAUGAGUUUUACCAAGAGGUUAUUGAUGAACAUUUGGAUCCAAAUAGAAAACAAGGAGAUGAAGAGGUUAUUGUUGAUGUCUUACUCCAAUUGAUGAAGCAACGUUUGUUUUCAAUAGAUCUCACUUUUGAUCACAUCAAAGGAGUCCUUAUGAACAUGCUUGUAGGUGCAAUAGAUACCACAUCAGCCACAGCAGUUUGGGCUAUGACUGCCCUAAUAAAAAACCCAAGAGUAAUGAAGAAGGUGCAACAAGAGAUUAGAAACUCAAGGGUUGAAAAAGAACUUUUAGAUGAAGAUGAUAUAAAAAAUUUUCCGUAUUUAAAAGCAGUGAUAAAAGAGACACUAAGAUUGCACGUACCUGCACCAUUGCUUGUACCAAGAGAAACAAGGGAAGACUCCGUUAUAGGAGGCUACCAAAUUCCGGCAAAGACAAUAGUUUACGUGAAUGCUUGGACUAUUCAAAGAGACUCUGAUGAAUGGGAAGAUCCCGAAGAGUUUUAUCCAGAAAGAUUCUUAGAAAGUUCUAUAAAUUUUUUCGGAAAAGAUUUUGAACUAAUUCCCUUUGGAGCUGGCCAGAGAAUUUGCCCGGGUAUGUCUAUGGCAGUUGCAUCAUUGGAACUUAUCCUUGCUAAUGUUCUUUAUUUCUUUGAUUGGGAACUACCACAUGGGUUGCUAAAGGAAGAUAUUGAUACUGAAAGAACGACAGGAAUCACUCAACACAAGAAAAAUCAUCUUUGCCUUGCAGCCAAGUUUCCUAUGAAGAUGUGA
Lathyrus sativus (Indian pea) is the source of this 1503-nucleotide messenger RNA. The record is from the annotation of a GenBank genome assembly. NCBI's taxonomy places the organism in Eukaryota, Viridiplantae, Streptophyta, Magnoliopsida, Fabales, Fabaceae.